Molecule: messenger RNA, 929 nt
Organism: Humulus lupulus (European hop)
Lineage: Eukaryota; Viridiplantae; Streptophyta; Magnoliopsida; Rosales; Cannabaceae
Product: outer envelope membrane protein 7-like
Exons: 1
Coding region: 394-612 (72 amino acids)
Cellular component (GO): chloroplast outer membrane
Source: RefSeq, a predicted model, not a curated record
GCAAGGGGCUAAAAAAAGUGUUUAUUGUUAUUUUACCACCUUUUCAUAACGUUAUUAAAAUCCAACCGUCCAUAGUGGAAAGGAAAAUCAGAAGGGCUCUAACUGAAUGAGGACUUAAUCCUUCAAAAUGAAGUGAGGGAUGGAAGAACCCCAUUAAAGAAAACUGAGAACCGCAGCUGCUAUUUAUAAUUUGACACGGUUUUAUAGCAAAGAAUCUUCAUUUGGCGGGUGUUCAUCUCUCCACUCCAUUCACGCGCUGCCACUAUUUCUCUCUCUCUCACACAUAAUAAACUCGAAAGUACCCUUUUCUUACAUCGAAAGGAACGUAAAAUCCAUUUGCCCCCAAUUCACAGUGCAAGAAAUAGUUAUCUCUCGCUCGAUUGCUUGCGCAAGAUGAAGAAAUCGACGGCUGCGAAACAAGCGAUGGUGGUGUUUGGAGCUCUAUCACUAGGGUGGCUGGCGAUUGAGUUGGCUUUCAAACCCAUUCUUGACAAGGCCCGAGCCGCAAUGGAUAAGUCCGACCCGGCUCGCGACCCGGACGAAGAUCACGCCGUCGUCGACGAGGCUGCUCGCAAGUCUUCAGCUGAUUCAGAGAUUACCACUGAGGACUGAGGUAUAAGCUGGAACAAUUUGAUUUUCUUGGGGGUUUUUUGAAAUUCCAGGCUAUAAUAUAAUAAUCAAAGAGAAAACUAACGAGUUUACUUAUUAUUAUUUUUCAAAUGGGAUUUGUUUAUAGGAAGAAAAAAAAACCUUUAAUUAGCUCUCUGUUAUAUGAUGGCACUUUUUUUUAGGCUCUUGAGUUCUAUUAUGCUAAUCAAUGAGUAUUUUUGUGCGAAAAGAAAUAAUCAUUUGGUUGUAAAGCUUCUUCAUCAUUGAUUGUACUUGCGCAUACUUGUUUUGCUCAAUAAAGUCUUAAACAUUCAUAUUGA